UUCUUUCUAUCUCGGUUUCUUUCUCUCUCUUGUGCUGCUUUCCUCUUUGACAGUUUGCAAAAGCUGAAUUGGGUACCAAACCAACCACUGAAUAAAGAGCAAAGCCAAAGGAAAAUGAACAGAAGAAAGUGAGAGAAUGCCUUAGAACUUAAGAACAGACGAGGCUGAGAGAUCUCGCCAAAUGGGGUGAGAGAAAGAGAAGAAAAGUAAUAAAAAAAAAAAAACUAUUUCUUCAGCUGCUACCAAUAAAAAAAAAAAAAAAAGUGGAAGAGAAAACCAUACAGAUCAACGGGAGAAAAACUUUUCCAUUUGUUAUUGAUAUUUAAUCACUGCCUCGGAUUUAUCGUUGAGCAGGUAGUUGUUACAAAAUUAAGAGAUAGAAGUAGCUCCUGUACAUUGUUUUCCGAGUUGGGUUCAAUUGAUCAGGAUAAUUAUAUACAGUUUUAUUCUCCGGAGAAUUUUCAAUUUGGGUUUGAACUUAAUUGUCUGGUUUGGUUUAUUUUGAUCGGAGUUUUCGGCCCCAGAUCGGACGUAGGCGUGUUUUAGGCCGCAGCAAUGGCUACUUUGUCGAAAGCCGAUUCUAAACGCAUGUAUUCUUGGUGGUGGGAUAGCCACAUAAGCCCAAAGAAUUCUAAAUGGCUUCAGGAAAAUCUUACAGAUAUGGAUUCCAAGGUCAAACAGAUGAUAAAGGUCAUUGAGGAAGAUGCAGAUUCCUUCGCGAGGAGGGCAGAGAUGUAUUACAAGAAACGCCCAGAGCUUAUGAAAUUGGUUGAAGAGUUCUACCGAGCUUAUCGCGCAUUAGCUGAGAGAUAUGAUCAUGCGACUGGUGUGAUCCGCCAUGCUCACAAAACCAUGGCAGAAGUAUGUCCUAACCAAGUUUACUUACUGGGGUCAGACGAGUCAUCUGGUUCUGCUACUGAGGGAGAUCCCCAUACACCUGAGAUGCUGCAUCCUGGGCGCAUAUUGUUUGACUCUGAUGAACUGCAAAAGGAUGCGAAGAGGAAUGGAGCUUUCACCGAAGAACCACCUGAUCCUUCAACAAGAAAGGGUCUAAAACAGCUACAUGAUCUGUUUGGUUCUGGAGAAGGAGUAGUCCAUGCCAAGUUUGGAGAAGGAAGGGCUAGAAAAGGACUCAAUUUUCAUGAUGUUGGGGAGGAGAGAGAUCCAAGUGUCCAAAACAAUGGGGGCCAAGAUCUCCAAGCUCAGUCCUCAUCAGAAUCUGAUCGAAUGGGCAAAGCUGAGACAGAAAUUUCGAAAUUGAAGAAAGCCCUUGCUAAAUUAGAAUCUGAAAAGGAAGCUGGUUUACUUGAGUAUGAACAAAGUUUGAAGAGAUUGUCCAAUCUUGAGUCUGAAGUCUCUCGAGCCCAAGAAGAUUCCUGGGGCCUCAGUGAACGAGCUAGCAAAGCGGAAACUGAGGUUCAGAAUUUGAAAGAGGCUCUUGCCAAAUUACAGGCUGAAAGGGAAGCUACUCUUCUUCAAUACCAGCAGUAUUUGGAGACAAUAUCGAGUCUGGAAAACAGUAUUUCUUCUGCUCAAAAGGAUGCUGGUGAGCAUAAUGAGCGUGCCAUAAAAGCGGAAACCGAAGUGGAAUAUCUAAAACAAGACCUUGCUAGGAUGGGAGCUGAAAAAGAAGCUGCACUUGCACAGUACAAAUAUUAUCUGGAGAUGAUAUCAAAUCUGGAGGAUAAGUUACUGAGAGCAGAGGAGAAUGCUAGACAAAUUACUAUGCGCUUCGAUAAAGCUGAAUGUGAAGUUGAAACCUUGAAGCGAGAAGUUUCCAAAUUAAUGGAGGAGAAGGAAGCUGCUGCUCUGAAAUACCUUCAGUGCUUAGAGAAAUUGACUGAACUUAAGCAGAAACUCUCUCGUUCUCAAGAGGAGGCUCGAAGGCUCAAUUAUGAGAUAGAUGAUGGGGUUGCAAAGUUAAAGAGUGCCGAAGACAGGUGUCUUGUUUUGGAAAGAUCUAAUCAGAAUCUACAGUCGGAGUUGGAGUCCUUAGUGCAUAAGGUGGGAUCUCAAGGUGAGGAACUAACAGAGAAGCAGAAGGAACUGGGUAGACUUUGGACUUGCAUACAAGAAGAGAGGAUGCGAUUUGUGGAAGCUGAAACUGCUUUCCAAACAUUGCAGCAUUUGCAUUCUCAGUCUCAGGAAGAACUAAGAUCACUGGUCGCACAGCUUCAGAAUAGGGCUGAAAUCUUGGAGGACAUGAAAACUCGUAAUCAGGGUUUGGAAAAUAAGGUCCAGAAAGUCAAGGAGCAAAACAAGAGUCUGAAUGAGCUCAAUUUGUCUUCUGCAGUGUCCAUAAAGAAUCUGCAAGAUGAGAUGUUGAGCUUGAGAGAGACAAUAAAGAAACUUGAAGAGGAGGUUGAACUUCGAGUGGACCAGAGAAAUGCUCUCCAGCAAGAGAUUUACUGUCUGAAGGAAGAACUGAAUGAACUGAGUAAGAAGAACCGGUCAAUGCUAGAGCAGGUCGAUUCAGUUGGCUUUGAUCCAGAAUGCUUCGCGUCAUCUGUGAAGGAAUUGCAGGACGAGAACUCAAAGCUAAAGCAAGACUGCGAGGCAAAUCAAAAUGAGAAAGCAGCUCUUUUGGAACAGUUGAAGAUCAUGGAGAAACUUACGGAGAAAAAUUCGCUUUUGGAAAACUCUCUUGCUGAUUUGCAUGUUGAGUUAGAAGGAGUUAGAGAGAAGGUGAAGGCACUGGAAGAAUCAUGUCAGUCUCUUCUAGAAGAGAAGUCCAAUCUUGCUGCUGAGAAGACCAGUUUGACUUCUCAAUUACAAGUUACAACCGAGAAUUUGGAUAAACUGUCAGAGAAAAACAACUUUUUGGAAAAUUCUCUUUUCGAUGCGAAUGCUGAAAUUGAAGUAUUGAGGGUGAAGUCCAGGAGCUUAGAAGAUUCAUGCUUGUUGCUCGACGGAGAGAAGACCAAUCUCGUCACAGAAAAAGAAAGUUUAGCUUCUCAGUUGGACAUUAAUCGGCAGAGACUUGAGGGUCUAGGAAAUAGAUAUGCAGUACUAGAAGAGAAACUUUUUGCUUUUGAAAAGGAGAGAGAGACUGCACUUGGCACGGUUGAAGAACUACGUGCUUUCUUGGAUGCCGAGAAGAAAGAGCGUGCCAGUUUCACGCAGUUGAGUGAGACCCAUUUGGCAGGUAAGGAAUUGCAGAUUCGUCAACUACAAGAAGAAGGUCUUUGCAGGAAGAAAGAAUAUGAAGAGGAACAAGUGAAAGCAUUCAGUGCUCAUAUCGAAAUCUUAAUUUUGCUAAAAUGCAUACAAGGCCUGGAGAAAAAGGGUCUCUCUCUCCUCAAUGAGCACCAAAAGCUCUUGGAGGCGUCAGAAAAGUCAAAGAAACUGAUUUCGGAGUUGGAGCAUGGAAAUAUUGAACAAAAAGUGGAGAACAAAACCCUGGCAGAGCACAAUAAUGUACUGAAAAUGGGGCUUGAUAAGUUGAUGAAGACUCUACAAAUUGACACGGAUCAUGGCUGUGGCAAUAGGGUUGAGCAGGAUCAAAGAAUUCUAAACAAUGUAUUUGUCAAACUCCAAGAGACACAAGAUUCUCUCUUUAGAAGUUGUGAUGAAAAUCAACAACUGAUUAUUGAGAAGUCAGUUCUUGUGACCAUAUUAGAGCAACUGCAGUCAGAGGGUGCUAAUCUUAUGACAGAAAGAAAUAGUCUUGAAAAGGAGUUUGGGAUCCAGUCUGGGCAGUUAAUGGCAUUACUUGUAGAGAAGCAAAAGCUUUUGCAGACUAAUGAAGAAUUGAGACUGAAAAUAGAAGAGGGUGACAAAAGGGAGGAAGUAUUGACGUCUAAAUCAGAAAGCCUUCACAAGCAGCUGUUGGGCUUGCAAGGGGCUCACCAAAAUCUGCAGGAUGAUAAUUCUAAGGCCCUUGAAGAGAAAGGAUCCUUGGCGAAGAUAGUCUCGGACUUGGAAGAACAGAAAAGUUGCCUGGAAAAGGACAACCAUGUCAUGUUUGAUGAAACAAUAUUUUACAGUAAUCUUUCUCUCGUUUUGAAUGAUAUCAUCUCCAGAAAGCUGGCGGAUCUUGAAGAGCUUAGUGGAGAGUUGAACAAACUUCAUCUUGUUAAUACUGACCUCGAUGAGAAGGCAAGAUUAUUGGAGGAAAAGUUGGAAGGUCUACAGAAGGAAAACCUGCAUCUUAAGGAGUGUUUGGAUAAGUCAGCCAGUGAGCUGAAUAUGGUUAAAUCUGUCAAUGAUCAAUUAAAAAGUGAAAUAAUCGAUGCAAAGGUGCUAGUGUCUCAGAAGGAAAAUGAGAUUAAGCUGUGGGAGGGCAAGGGUGAGGCAUUCUUUGUUGAACUGCAAACCGCCAACGUUUGUGAAGCAUUGCUCGAAGGAAAGAUUAAUGAGAUCACUGAAGCAUUUGUAAGCCUCAAAGGCAGAAGCAAUUCCAAGAGUAUGGAGAUUGAACUUCUGAAACAAAAAGUUGGCACAUUCGAGGACGCAAAUGGAGGACUCGAAGCUCAGUUGGCUGCAUAUUCAUCAGCUGUUCUCUCUUUGAAGAAUUCUAUAGCGUCUCUUGAGAAGAAUACAGCAAUGCAAGGAGAACCUUGCAAACUCGUCAAUGAAGAAUCAGAGGAUGCUCAAUCGGUGACCCGGUACGCUGAAAUCUCUGAAACAAAUGAAGUUCACAGCGGUGCAGUGCCAAAUGGUAUUUCGGACUUGUGGGAUUUGGAAAGAAGGAUCGGAGCCUUAGAAAUGGCAGUGGUGGAAAAGCAAAAGAAUGUGAUGCUGGAAAACUUAACUGCAAGUACCAAACUGGAUGCUGCAAUGAGAGAGAUUGAAGAGUUAAAGGCCGUUGCUAGACAGUACCAAGAAAAUGGUCAAACAAGCAAGCAUAUCACUGUAAGUGGAGAGGAAGAAGAAUUGAGGAACGGGUUCAACAAGAACCUGAAGGUGCGAACAAAGACAAAAUCGCAUGAAAUCUCCGAAUUGGGUAAUGAAGUUCUGACCAAAGACAUCAUGCUUGAUCAUAUAUCUUCUGAUUGUUCAUCCUUUGGAAGAAGCAAGAGAGAAAACGCGGAUAAUCAAAUGCUCGAGUUAUGGGAGACCACUGACCACGAUGGCAGCAUUGACUUGAAGGUUGGGAAGGCUCAGAAGACGGCUACUACACCGAAUGAUCAUCGUCGGGUUGAUGCAGUCAAAGCACACAAGAGCAAAGCCCCAUCUAUAGAAUCACUAAUGGAGAAGGAGUUGGGGGUGGACAAGUUAGAGAUCUCAAGAAGGUUCUCCGAGUCUCGUCAAGAAGGGAACAAGAAAAGGCUCCUUGAAAGACUAGAUUCUGAUGCUCAGAAGCUGUCAAACCUUCAGAUAACCUUGCAGGAUUUGAAGAGAAAGGUGGAGAUCACUGAGAAGACCAAGAAGGGCAAAGGCAUUGAGUAUGACAGUGUGAAGGGGCAACUAGAGGAGGCCGAGGAGGCAAUCACAAAGUUGUAUGAUGCGAAUCGCAAGUUGAUGAAAAACCUCGAAGAUGGUUCACAAUCCUCAGAUGGGAUGUCUACAAAUGGAUCAGAUGAAAGUGGGAGCGUGAGGAGGAGGAGAAUUUCGGAGCAGGCGAGAAGGGGAUCGGAAAAGAUUGGCCGUUUGCAAUUGGAAGUCCAGAGAUUACAGUUUCUGCUGUUGAAGCUUGAUGGUGAUGCAAAAGAAAGCAGACCAAGAACUAGAAUCACUGAGCACAAGUCAAGAGUUCUCUUGCGUGACUAUCUAUAUGGUGGCGGGAUCAGAACCGGCCGCAAGUACAAGAGAGCCGCUUUCUGUUCAUGCGUGCUGCCACCAACUAGAGGAGAUUAAAAGCAAUAAAACUUUUUUAUUUUUCUCAAUUAUCAGCACAUAAAUGUAGUUUUAUAAAUAAUGAGACGGUAGAAUUUCUGUCCAUAAAUUUUCUAUCUCUAGAGCUGUUCUAUGUAGACCGUACGACCUUUUCCUUUUUAUCGUUUUUAUAGAGGAUCUGGUCUUCUUUUAGUUUUUGAGAUCCUGCUGUAGAUGACAGGCCCGUCCACUAAUCAAAGGAAGCCAUCUCUCAUCUCA
Morus notabilis is the source of this 6036-nucleotide messenger RNA. RefSeq names its product protein NETWORKED 1D. Gene Ontology annotation, molecular function: actin filament binding. NCBI's taxonomy places the organism in Eukaryota, Viridiplantae, Streptophyta, Magnoliopsida, Rosales, Moraceae. Gene Ontology annotation, cellular component: plasma membrane. The transcript is spliced from 5 exons. Bases 556 to 5799 code for a protein of 1747 amino acids. The record is from RefSeq and is a predicted model, not a curated record.